Messenger RNA from Chenopodium quinoa (quinoa), 876 nucleotides. RefSeq names its product zinc finger MYM-type protein 1-like. Bases 1 to 876 code for a protein of 291 amino acids. NCBI's taxonomy places the organism in Eukaryota, Viridiplantae, Streptophyta, Magnoliopsida, Caryophyllales, Amaranthaceae. The transcript has a single exon. The record is from RefSeq and is a predicted model, not a curated record.
AUGUGUGAUUUUCAUCCCGAUGAUAGGGAUUUAGUGCGGAGAACAUACAUUCAAAGAAAGCCAUGUCAACCUAAAGAUCAUGCGUUUCCUCAAACACUUUUUGGGCCGAAAAAACGUCGAUUUAAUGUUAAUUGGUUUGAUACUUGGCCAACAUGGCUUGAGUAUAGUGUUGAGAAAGAUGCUGCCUUUUGUUUCAUUUGCUAUCUAUUUAAGGAUGGUAACACAGCGGGAGUGGAUGCUUUUGUUAAUGGAGGUUUCAGACGUUGGAAUAGAAGAGACACAAUUGUAAAGCAUGUUGGUGGACACAAGAGUGCUCACAAUAAUGCUGUGAUUGCUAUGAACUUUUUCAUGAAUCAAAUGAGUAGCAUUGCCACCGCUUUAUCAAAACAAACAGCGAAAACCAUGAGUGCCUAUCGUAAGAGAUUAGAAGCUUCAAUUGAAACCAUUAAAUGGCUAUUGUUCCAAGGGUUGCCUUUUCGUGGUCAUGAUGAAAAGGAAAGUUCAUUGUCUAGAGGUAACUUUCUUUCGUUAUUAACUCUUCUUUCAAACCAUGAUCUUGAGUAUUCCAAAGUUGUUUUUAAAAUGGCCCCUGGUAAUUGUCAACUUACUUCUCCAAGUGUCCAAAAAGAUAUAAUCAAUGCUUGUGCUAAAGAAACAACUAAAGCAAUAUUGGAAGAACUUGAUGGUGGAUUUUUUGCUAUUCUUGCUGAUGAAUCUGCCGAUGUUUCCGUUAAGGAACAAAUGACACUUUGUUUGAGAUUUGUUAAUAAAAAGGGGGAAGUGUGUGAGUGUUUUCUUGGUAUUGUGCAUGUUCCUGAUACUAGUUCUUUGACUCUCAAAGCUGCUAUUAGUCAUUACUCAUGGAACACUCUUUAA